AACACAAUUCACCAAGUGACACGAACACCUAUAAAGCAAGGCUGGGUGCUGACACUUCAACGAAACUUUGAGUCAACCAGUUAAGAGGUAAGUUCUUCAUCGUAGUACUUUCAAUACGCCAAUCGAAUAUGAAUAACCGCUUCUAUUUUUUUUCAUAAAUAAUUAGUAUCUAAAUGAAUAAUGUGGUGGGGGAUAUUGAUAUUACCAGAAACAUUGCCGUCACACAAAUUUAUUUCAGCCACACAAAUUUAUUUAAGUCAUAAAUGUAUUUUAAUAACAUAAAUUUAUUUAAGUCACAAACAUUUAUUUCAAUAAGACACAUUUAUUUAUGUCCCAAAUUUACCUAGGUCACACACAUUUAUUGAAGUCCCGAAUUUAUCUACGUCACACACAUUUAUUUAAGUCAAACAUAAUUUAUAAAUUCGACACAAUUGAAAUUCAAGUGAGCGAACUUUAAACAAUUUACUCAUUAUAAUUAGGGCUUUAAAAGCUGACAAUGCAUUGCCCUCUAAGGCAAAUCAUAUCAAAUACGUCUAUAAAAGUGAAAUUUUGUGGGUUCGUGGGUUUGUUCCACAAAGGCUUUUACAUGGAUUGAUGGAUCUUGACCAAACUUGGCACAUAUAUCCAUCAUGAUCCAGAGAAAAUGUUAAGUGUUAUGAACUUUUUAUAACAUUACGUUUGGGGCCGGGGGCCCCAAUUCUUUUUUCCUAAUAUGAGCUAUAUAAAAAUAAUUAGAAAGAAAUACUCCUACAUGAAUAGAUUGAUCUUGACCAAAUUUAGUACACAUAUUCUGUAUUAUCCAUAUUCAAAUACCGAAGGGUACUGAACUCAUAGUAUCCAUUUCUCUGGGGCCGGGGGCCCAGUUAAUUUUUCCUAAUAUAAGCUAUAUAAAUAUCAAUAGGCUUAGACAACACUAUAGUUUCUAUGUGAAUUGAUGGAUACAGGCCUAGCAAUGUAGCAAUAUCUUUCAAUGUCCGUAUUGAAAUAUCGAUGGAUUUUAAACUAAUAGUAUCCAUUUUAGAAUUUUCCAGAAAGUUCGAUAAUUUUACAAAGCUAGACUAUAUCUAUGGUGAUUUUUAGUAGAUUUUAAUGGGACCAAUUUUAAAUUUUAACUCUAUUAUUUAUCCGUCUGAUAAUUAUAGGGCCCCCUAUCUAAGGCAUAACUAAAUCGGUAAAGUUAUGGAAUGGGCUCCCAGGGGCCCCUUAAUUAACUUAAAAGAAAAAGGAUUAAAAUUAUAGUAUUUGUUGAAGAUUUUUAUCGUAUUAAAAAUAAUUAGAAAAGUAAUUUUUACACAUGUUUUCAGCAGGUUAUUAAAUUUAUUAUAGAAUAUUCCAGAAAGCUCUAAAUUGAUACAAGGUGAUAUAUAGUGGGAUCUAAGGGAAUAUUGAAGUGUUAGUUAGUUCUAUUCAUUUCUAUACUGUCCCGUAGUUUACUGUUCUCUCAGCACCACUGAUCAUUUUUUAAAAAUUCGGGAUGAAAACCAAAGUGGUCUGGAACCCAUCAUAAUCUUUAUCCCAAUUAGAGAAUGAUCCCACCGAAAAACAGGAUCCCACCGGGAUCAGGAUCCCAACCUUCCACCGGAAUCGGGAUCACACCGGGACAUGGGACUGCGUCGGGAUCGGUGUCAGCAUGGGAUUGGGGUCCCACCAGGAUAAGGCCCUAAUGAAAUGCCGGGCCACGCCGGGUAUAUUAGCUAGUAUAUGUAUAUAUAUAUAAAGUGAAAGUUUGUUUGUGGCUGGCUUGCUUUGUUCCACAUACGUUUUUACAUGGAUUGAUUGAUCUUAACCAAACUUGGCUCAUAUAUCCAUAAUUAUCCGGAACGAACUCUUAAAGAGUCAUGAACUUGUUAUAACAUUUCGUUUUGGGCCGGGGGCCCCGAAUUAGUUUUUUUUAAUUCUUUAUAUAAAUACAAUGACCAACAAUUACUCCUACAUGAAUAGAUGGAUCUUGACCAUACUUAGUACACAUAUACUUUAUUAUCCAUAUUCAAAUACCGAAGGGUACUGAACUCAUAAUAUCCAUUUCUCAGGGGCCGAGGGGCCCCAGUUCAUUUUUCCUUAUUUAAGCUAUAUGAAUAUCAAUAGGGUUAGCAACGGUAUAGGUUAUAUUUGAAUGUAUGGAUCUAACCCUAGCUUUGUUCAUCAGGCUUCUUAGUCCGUAUUGAAAUAUCGAUGGAUUUAAAAUUAAUCAUAUCCAACCUAGAAUUUUCCAGAAAGUUCGAUAAUUUUAAAAAGCUAUAUCUAUGUCUUUUUUAAUUAGAUUUUAAUGGGACAAAUUUUAACUCUAUUAUUUAUCCAUCUGAUAUUUAUAGGGCCCCCUAUCUCAGGCAAAGCUAAAUCGGUAUAGUUAUGGAAUGGCCCCCCGGGCCCCCAUGAUUAACUCAAACACGAAUAACUUAAAAGAAAAAGGAUUAUAAAUAUGGUAUUUGUUGAAGAUUUUUAGCGUAUUCAAAAAAUAAUUAGAAAAGUAGUUUUACACAUGUCUCGAGCAGGUUAUUACAUUUAAUCUAGAAUGUUCCAGAAAUUUCUAAAUAGUUUCUCUGGGAUAUGUAGUGGGAUCUAAGGGAUAGUGAAAUUUUAGUUAGUUCUAUUCAUUUCUUUACUGUCCCGGAGUUUCCUGUCCUCUCAGUAACACUGAUUAAUUUUGUUAAUACGGGAUCCCAAAGGGUCGGGAUCCCAUCAUAGUCAUUAUCACAAAGGGAUCAGGAUCCCACCAGAAAACGGGAUCCCACUUGGAUUGGGAUCCCCACCUUGAAUGGAUCCCCCAGGAUCGGGAUAAACCGGGAAACGGGACUGCGCCGGGAUCGGUGUCAGAAUGGGAUUAGGCUUUAAAUGGGAUCGGGGUCACACAAGGAUGGGUCCUAAUGCAAUCCCGUGCAACGCCGGGUAUUUAGGCUAGUAAUUUAAUAAAUUCAACUGAGUACUUCCUUGUCUUUCUUUCACUAUCCUUUCUAUAACUAUAAAUUUUCCCUUUGAAUUUUCUUCCAAGCAAGAACUUGAGCUAAUUCAUGACACAAUCAAAGGCAUUCACAUGUACAUGAAAACGAUUGUUUUUAAUAAAAGAAAUUAUAAUAGUUUACUUUUUUUUGACUCAGCUUAAAUUCUGCAUCCCGCUCUUUCUUAAAAAUUAAUGAACGAAAAAUAAAAAAUAAAAUGAGUUUGAUAAUUCAUUUAACUGAAACAGCUGAGUGAUAUUAUCACGUGGCCAUUCUUUUCAACGAAGACAACAAAUGUCAAAUUGAACUGUUUAUAUAUGCUGUAUAAAGAUAUAGUUCUCUAACAAUAGUAAUUUUUUUUAUUUCUGUGAGGGAAAAAAGUAUUUAAUUAAACAAGAAAUAAACUUCUUGAGGGUCUAUUAUGUUUAACUUUAUUUCAAUGUUCGUUCAAAAUCCUUAUCAGAUAAAAAUAUGUUACUAAAGCUAAAUAAGGGCUCAAUUUUAGUUCUUAUGCCGUGCGCGCCGUAAUCUCAUUGGUACCCCCCCCCCCCUUUUUGGGCACAACUCGUUAUAUCUCUACGGCUCAUAGAAUUUAACUUUAUUUCAAGGUUCGUUCAAAAUCCUUAUCAGAUAAAAAUAUGUUACUAAAGCUAAAUAAGGGCUCAAUUUUAGUUCUUAUGCCGUGCGCGCCGUAAUCUCAUUGGUACCCCCCCCCCCUUUUUGGGCACAACUCGUUAUAUCUCUACGGCUCAUAGAAACCUAUCAAAAAAAUUUCAAUUAAUUCUUGAAAUCUCAUUCAAUUACUUUUUCAUUUUUUUUUUAACACAGCGUGCGUCAUCAUUUGGUUCUGUGACAAACCAAGACAUGUUCACAAGAAGCAAGGCAUUGUCGCCACAGCAAAAAAAAACUAGUUUGGUUUAAACAUCUUGAAACAAUUAUUUUAAAAGCACUUUUUAUCUUUUAAGAUGGCAGAAGAUCAGGCACCAGAGGAUACUGGUAACUGGACUGACAUACGUUUAAAGCAUUUUGUAGACCAUUUGGAAGCUACUCAAGUGGUUACAGGGACCGUGAUUAAAAUUAUAAAAGGUAUGCAUCGCCAUGACGUCAUCUGUUCUUAUUUAAUAUAUGCUUAGUUCAUGUUCAUGAUAUAUAAUCUAUUCAACAGUGUUCUCCUGUUUCUUCCCCUCUAUUUCUUCUAAUGUUAACGAUGGUAUAAUGUCUAAUUCAUGUUUCAUUCAAAAGUUGUAUAUUGGCUGAUUCUACAUCUUAAUUAUUUAAUGUAAAAUUGGGAAUGAAAUCGUUGACUUCGUGGACGCUGUGGCGAGAAUGAGAUCUAAUUGUUGACCACUCGUUCUCCUUUUAACAGUGACCUGUCUUACUUUGUACAUAGAAAUCUUUUUGUUAUAGAGAGCUUGUUUACAUAAUAUUUCUCGUGCGUGCCCUCUGAUUGACCCCGCAUGAGACGCUGUGUUCACAAAGGGGUGUGUCUUAGGCUUUUGAUGUAUUCUUGUUUACACCGCCAGCUACUAAAAAUAAUUAAUCUGUUCCAAGUAGUGUUUUGUAGAAUAAAUGGGAUUUUUCUAGAAAUGUCAUGUAGCUUGUAGAAGGCAGGGCUUAGGCGUCGGUAGACCCACCUAUAUAAGGGAUUGACAGGCACGGACGAGAGAGGGAGAUUUUCAGAUAAAUUUUCUUAACAUUACGAGGCGUGUUUUAUUCUUUGUGUAUUUGUGAGCUCAUAUGUGUUUAUUUCGAAUUAUUUACUGGCACAUUAUUCUAACUGUGUUAACUGUGUACCGGUACAAGAUCUACCAUACUGUAAGUUGAAGAUUGUAAUUAUAUUUUUCUUCUCUUUUGUAAUUAUCUUAAGACAUAAUAAAUCUUAAUUAAUUAUAACUAGAAACUGUUGAUAUUAUUGAUUCUAUGGUAUCAUCCUUUGUUAGGCACUAUUUACAGCGAGCCAAUUAAAAUUAAAAUAGGAGAUUAAUUUCUCCCAAUACAAGUCAGUGCGUAACACUUUUGUUCUCCCCCUGCACCACCACCACCCUGCACGUCACUGGUUGAAAAGGAUAGAGCUGGUAGAUUAACUGAGUGUUUAUCAAAGUGACCCUAAAGUUUAGAGCCCGUAGAUUGGGCGUUUGUCAAAGUGACCAUUAAGGGUUAGCGCCCAUAGAUUGACUGGGUAUUUUUUUCAAAGUGACCCUUACUGGUUAGAUUGGGUGUUCAUCGAAGUGACCCUGAAAAAAUACCUUAAUCUAAAUCGAAGUAGGUUGAUUUAUGGCCUUUUCAAUCAGGAGGUCACUUUUGGAUCUAUGUCAAGUGAUGGUUGUUGAAUAUCUUUGUCAGGGGAUGCUGUGCAAGAUCUUUGUUAGGGGGUGCUUGUGCAAGAUCUAUUUCAGGGGAUGCUUGUGCAAGAACUAUGUCAGGGGAAGCUUGUGCAAGAACUUUGUUAGGGGAAACUUGUGCAGGAUCUUUGUUAGAGGCUGCUUGUGCAAGGUCUGAGAUCUUUGUCUUAUAAAAUUGACAGUGUAAUGCCCAGAUUCUUUUCUAGAUUAAAAAAAUUACAGCAGUGAGUCACCUGAAAGGCAAAGGUGUGUCGCGCAAAAAUAAGCCAUACCGAAAUAAAAAAAUUCUUUUCGUUAUUUAUAAAAACGCUUGAAUAGAACUAAGAAACAUCUUGCCCAAAAUGGCCACAUGGUAAAUGGUAUUAGAAGCAGACCUCUUAAGUCAAGUGUAUUUUGGUAAUAUUUGUGAAGUAAUAUGAUCAAAACAUGUUGAUAAUGCAACUUAUAAUCCUGAUGUUACAACUUGAAAUGAUAAUACUACAACUGGGUGGCCGAGUGGUCUGAACUGACUCACUACAAAUAGCUGGCGGUCUGGAGUACAAUCCCCACAAAAAGUAAACAUCCCAAGCACCCCGGGUAGAUGGGACUCGUUAGCCUUAGAAGGCAACUCAUCUAAGAGAAGGCUAACUCUGAAUUCAAACCAGGAGCCAAAAUGAUCAAUAAAUUGAUCCUGUGUCCUCUAAUAUGAUUUUUUUUAAUAUAAAAAGGACGACAUUACACACAGAAUUUUCUUGGUUCUACAACUUAAAAGGAUGAUAUUAUACAUUUAAAUUUCUUGGUUCAAAUUAAAAUUAGCAUUAUGAUCCUUAAUAUGUAAUCCAACUGAAAAACUUUUGAUGUAGAAUUGGGAGACAAGAAUGGUUUUUUUUUUUUUUUGGAAAUGGUAAUUGAUCGAAGAAAAUUUAGAAAAAAUAUUCCAAAGCAGUAGAGUGCGAAUUAAUGCGAUAAAAGCUCACCAAUAGAUGACCUUCUGAUAGUGAUCCAAGAGAAAGUCUACUUCCCAAAGCUAUAAUCCAAGUCUUUGAUUUGAUGAGGAAUUCCUUUCUUUGAACUGAGCGAUGAACUCUUCACUUCGGAAGAAGACAAAUUGACCGAAAUAUCAACUGGCUAGAAUCUGCGGCAAUGAUGAACCAAGAAGUUGAUUUAGCUUUCGGAUUAGCAUUUUACUUAUUUUGCAUCAAAAUAUGAAUGAAACGAUUUCGUGUGGUAUUUUGUGUCGCAAUGCAUCCCGUAAUUACACUUUAUCUUUGUGUCCGUAUGUAUUGAAAUGGGUUGGUUUUAAUCUUAGUUGUACUUGUAUGAUCGGCUUUCUGUGUGUCAAAAUAAUGCACGUCUAAAAGUGUGUUUGAAACCAACAUGGACAGUCUGGAAAGCACUUAGAUAAAACAUGAAUUGGUUCUUAAACAUCCAUUUCUCGACAUGUUUAUAAAAUGGCAUAGCAUAAACUUUCAAUGAAACACAUAUCAACAUCAACUAAACUUUGACUAUGAAUCAAAUUUCCCAUACAGAUCAAAAAGAGAAGACGGAUCAAAUCAAACAUGUCCUGCCCAUGUUGACGAUGGAUGAAUUACUGAAAGGUGGCGUCCAGUAAGUUCUCACGGUCACAUCUCACAAAUUACAGGUUUUAAUUCUAAUCACCAUGCCAUUGGUGGGAAUGGGAGUAGGGUGGUGGAACUGGUAGUAGAGUGGUGGAAAUGGUAGUAGGGUGGUGGAAAGGGUAAUAGGGUGGCAAAAAUAGAGGCAGGGUGGUGGAAAUGGUAGUAGGGUGGUGGAAAUGGUAGUAGGGUGGUGGAAAUAGUGUUAGGGUGGUGGAAAUAUUAGUAGGGUGGUGGAAAUAGUAGUUAGGUGGAGAAACUGCAAUCAGGUUAGGUAGAAGGAAAUAAGCGAAACAAAGAAUGGGAAAACCUGAACACAGCCAGCGGAAAGCAACACAAACUCAGUGGAGUUCUCUGUUUCAUUCCUUUUGCUUCUCUCUCGGAUACUACAUUGCAGCUAAAUGAUUAUUUUAUUUUUGUAUGCUUUUGACUGUUGUUUGCUCGCUAAAGAAGGCUUCUUGCCCACACGGUCGUUUCCUUUUGUGUGGCGCUCUUUAUCGGGUUUCCCCGUACAUCGUUUCGUUAAAAUCCUUAUUUUUUUUUGUGGAAAACAUGUUUGGUAUCUUCCCAAUGAGGUCAUGGGUAGACAUACCUUUUUUAAAUUUUUAUCUAAGAGUAGAUUAUUUAUUCGUCAACAUGACUUUAAUAUUUUAGAUUUCUAGAAGAAAUGUCAAGCAUGAUUUAAGCAGCGGUUUGUUUCAAUGUUGUUGUUUUUUUUAUUAUAUGUUUGUCUUAUUGGCAAUAUUAUUUUUGUUGCCUACUGAAUGAUAAAUGUCUUAUAUUAAUUUGGAGUUGUGCCGACUAAGUGAAAAAUGUCUUAUGAAAAAUGAGCGUGAUGUACUAAGUGAUACAUGUGAUGUGUUAAAUUAGAGAGUUGCCUUCUGGGUGAUAAAUAAGAUGUGUUAAAUUAGAAAGUUUCCUACUGAGUGAUAAAUAGGAUGUGUUAAAUUAGAGUGUUGCGUACUGAGUGAUAAAUAUGUUAUGUUUAAGUAGAGUGACGUGGUCAAAAGUGUAUUCAAAAUGCUCCUCUAUGCCCCGUUAUAAUAUACAUAUGCAAAAUAUGGUUCACUGUGGUAUUAUAAUGCGUCUAGUGUUAAGUUCUCCAUUAUAUUCCAUCAACAACCGAAGCUAACACCACAUGACUGGAUUUGACCAGUGGUGGACUGGCGUGUCCAAGCCGCCUAGGAUAGAACGAAACUUUAGGUACAGACUAAAGAGGUCAGUUUUAUCGUAAUGUAGUUACGGCCAACAACUACUGCUAUGAUUCCUUGCGGAAUCAUACAUCCGUGACCAAUUGUACACUCAUGACAAGUGAACACCCAUUAUCAAGCGUACGCUCAUGAACAAGUGCACAUCCAUGACCACUUGUAAUCUAUGAUUACAUGCCAAUCAAUGACCACACGUGCGUCCAUGAAUAAGUGUACAUUCUGACCAGAUGUUCAUCCUAUCCUUACGCAACACCUUAAAUUUUAAAACCAAACUUUAUUUGCGGCAAAUUUAAAUCUUAAUUAUUACCUUCAUAUCCAUUCCCAGUGGAUAUAAAAUAUCAACUAUCCUAAUCCCAUCAAGUGCAAACACAUCAAAACAUCCUAAUCCCAUCGAGUACAAAAACAUCAACUAUCCUAAUCCCAUCAAGUACAAAAACAUCAACUAUCCUAAUCCCAUCAAGUACAAAAACAUCAACUAUCCUAAUCCCAUCAAGUACAAAAACAUCAACUAUCCAAAUCCCAUCAAGUACAAAAACAUCAACUAUCCUAAUCCCAUCAAGUACAAAAACAUCAACUAUCCUAAUCCCAUCAAGUACAAAAACAUCAACUAUCCUAACCCCAUCAAGUACAAAAACAUCAACUAUCCUAAUCCCAUCAAGUACAAAAACAUCAACUAUCCUAUUCCCAUCAAGUGCAAACACAUCAAAACAUCAUAAUCCCAUCAAGUACAACACGGUCCAUUUUAUCCAUGCCUUUGAAACAUAAAUAUCAAAGAUUUGAUUUCUAGGCAAAUUUCCAUUUCUCACUUUGUUGAAACAAUAAUUUUGGAAACAACUUUGUGUCAUUGAAACAAUGUAUUUUUUAUUUGUUAUGUGCCAACUAAAGUUAUCAAUUCAUAAAAAGUCAGAACAAGUAUUUUGCAUUGUGACUGAAAUUAGGAAAUGCUUGUUUUUUUAAAGUGAAAGUCAAAAGGGAACAGUAUUUGCGUUCCAAACAAUACAUAAAUGCGGCUUAAUAUUAGUAUUGAGUAGGGGGCAAAGAAAAUUGAAUCCAACUUUGAUUAUAGAAUUCUCAUCAUUGUGAAGCAAAUAACUUACUGAGAUGUCCAUUAAUUUUUCUCUUAAGAAAACAUCUUUUGGUUUCAUUCAAAGUAUCAACAUAGACAUUUACAAAACUAUAUAUGAAACUGUAGCUAGAUGAGUUGUAACAUAGACACAUAGAAAACUAUGUAUAAAACUGUAGUCAGACCAGUUGUAGUAUACGCAAGUGAAACCUGGAUCCUAACAAAAACUGGCAGAAAACCUAUUAAACACAUGGGAGAGGAAAGUUAUCCGGGAAUAAAGGUACCAAAAAAAAAAAGGGUGAAUAUGGGUGGAGAAUACAAACCAAACAACAACUGUAUAGUCUAGAUCAGGAUUGCAUGCUAGUAGCAGAAAUAAAAAAAAGGGCAGUUCUACACUGGGUGGGACAACUGACAGAGGAAUGAAGAAAGUGCACCACCAAAACCCCAGAGGAAAAAGGCUCAAAGGCAGAACUAGGACACGAGGGAUGGAUGAUGUGGAAAGAGAUCUGCAGCAAAGGGGAAUCCAACCAUGGAAAAAAAAAUCAUCAGUUAGUUCUGAGUGAAAGGGUGUGGUGAGCCAGGCCAAAGUCCUACAGGGGCUGAAGCGCUAAUGUGAUGUACGGUCUUUCUGUGAUUUAUCACUAUUAUAAAUGUGCAAGCAAAUAUUUAAGGCGUAUCGUCCAACAUUGUAGUAUGCAACAUGUCUGAAUAUUAUUGUAUUUUUCAUCGAAACCAAGGUCUAACAGUGAAUGUUACCAGCUGUUUAAGAUUCUGGAUCAGCUUGAGAGUGGAGAACUUGAAAUACCGGCAAAGAAUGGAAAAAAUAAAGCACCAAAAAUUGAGGAAGACGGCAAACAAACUAAGAAGCGUAAAAGGCCGAUGGUCUUUAAGGUAAUAGAGAGCCUUUUAGCCCUGUCAAUUUUUGGAUUUAUUAAGUAUACACGUAAGGUUGAGCAAUAUGUUAUUUAUACUAUUUAUUUGCCCAACGCGUUCAAUACUUUUGCCACGUUAAACGGAAGUCGGGACAUUUUGAAACUUAUAAUGAUUCGAUAACAUAGUUUCUCUUUAGUAUUUGCUCAACGUAUAACUAUCAUUCCACAGCCUCUCCCCCUCCCUCCCACCCCCCCACUUUAUUCUCACGACACAUCCUCACACAAUUCAAAAAAUUCAAACUACGCAAAGAAAGAUGACAACUCAGUGUAAAGCCCAUUCUUACAUUAUAUUUCUCUUUUUUUUUUUUUUAUUUUUUAAAAAUAGUAAAACUAUUCAAUGUAUAUGACAGCCUUACUCAGGUAAAAGAAAAAUUUUUAAACCACUAUCCCUAAAGGGAUUUAAAAGUUCACCUGCCCCAUUAUAAAGGAAUUUAAAAAAAAAACAAAAAAAAAAACUUACGGUUGUUGAAGAAAAUAUUUUAAAAACAAAACACGUGCACGGCAUGAUAAACGACUUUAAAAAUAUUGGUUGCUCCGUUAAAAAUUGUGCGCAAUUUUAUUUCUAAUUGCAAAAAAUGUUUUCUGAUUUAUUUAUAUUUUUUUGUUUAAAAAAAAUGUUUUUUUUUAUUUUUUUUUAUUUGUUGCUGAUUGUUUUAGAUCUUCAAUGACCCCAUACAUGGCAAUAUGCAACUCCACCCAGUCUGUCAGAAGAUAGUGGACACGCCCCAGUUCCAGAGGCUUCGAUUCAUCAAGCAAAUAGGAAUGGUCUACUUCGUGUUUCCAGGGGCGGCACACAACAGAUUCGAACACUCUCUUGGGUGAACUAGACUUUACAAUAAACCAAAUUCAAAUAUUUAGAACUUCAAAUUUUGAAGUAAAGUAAAAAUAUUAAAAAUGUAUAAAUUAAAAAAGGAAACUGGAAGAACGAAAACUUACAUGUUAUUUCUAAAUGGCAAUUUUAUUAUUCUUGUACGUGUUCUUGUAAUUAGGUUUUAAAUGUUUAAACAUUGUAGAUGGGUCUCACGUUCAAUAUGAAUAAUGAGGUAUUGGAAACUGUCAUUAGCACAAAUACUUCUUUUGAAAAUUAGUUUUCUGUAAAGUUUCCACUUAUUUUUUUUUUUAAUUAUAUGUUUCCCAGAGUGUGUCACCUGGCUGGUCAGUUCGCUAGAACACUUCAGCAGAGCCAUCCUUACCUGGGAAUUACUGACACAGACAUCUUGUGUGUGGAGAUUGCAGGGCUCUGCCAGGACCUGGGUUAGACUUUCAGCUGGUUGUUUACGCUAUAAAGCAUCUUCCAUCUUGAUCACAUAAAUUUUAUCAAGACUUAAAUGAGAUAACUUUAUGUAAAAAAAAAAGUGUGACAUAUUAUGUGACAUAGUACAUGACAACCGAGAGGCUAGACUGUUUAAUUUCUUGUAACAUUCUGAUCAAAACAAUAUGACCUUUUUCUUAGAGGAAAACUUUAAUGUCAAGUAAUUGUUUUUUUUUUUUUAAAUCAUUCCUGAGUAAUAUUUAUCCAUUAAAGUAAACAAUUAAUUAAAAAAUAGAUGUAAUGACGUUAACAAAGUUAUGAGAUAAGAUAUGAUAAGAUUCUUUAUUGGCCAAAAUAAAUUGAAACGUUCUUUUGAUUACCUUGUACAUAUUCAUUUUCAAAACGUUAAUAAAUACAUGUUUUUAAAAAUAUUUUACAAUUAGAGACGAUUUAAACAGAAGACAUCUUAAGAAUAUCUCUAGUUUAGAAAUCAGCCAUCAAUGAACUCCUUGGUGGAAACAAUGACUCUAAUCAGUGAUCCUUUAGAAUUGGUUGGGGGAGCAAGCUGGUAAAGUCGUGCAGACCGGUAAACAAAUGAAUCGUGAUAAAUUUCGGUCCUAAGUUUAACCGAAAGAAUUUGUCUUGAUCGAGUAAUUACAAUGACUUUUUUUUUUAUUAUUGCCCUAUAAGGUCAAGGUCUAUUAAAAUCCCAGAGCUAAAGAUAACUUUUUAAAAAAUUCAUUUUUUUUUUCCUUAAGAACAAAGUACCACGUGAUUGACUGGGUUGUUUUGUUUUUUUUUAUCUACAGGGCGUGGGCCAUUUUCCCGUAUUUAUAUGAAACACUUUUUGCCAGCUGUUGAUGCCAGCAAGAAGGUAACAAAAUAAAGUCUCGUCCAAAUAGAUUGCUCAAUAUUUUGGACAUAACAGUAUAGAUAAAUAUAAUCUUUAACAGAUGUCAUAUCUCAGUCUUUAAUACCUAUCUUAGUCUUUACUAUAAAAUAUUAGUAUUUAAUUUGGUAUUUUAGACUUUAACAUUAUAUUUUUAUUCUUUAAUAUUACAUUUUAGUAUUUAAAAUCAUAUUCUAGUCUCACAAAUUUUAAUCUUUAAUAUCGUAUUUAAGCUUUUAGUUUAGUAUUUUAGUAGUUGUAAUCAUUUUUUGUCUAUUAUAUUUCAGACUUUAAUAUCAGAUUUUAGUCAUUAAUAUAGUUUAGUCUUUAAUAUGUUUAAGUCUUUAAUAUCAUUUUUUAGUCUUUAAAAACAUAUUUUUCUUCAAAAUAAUGUAACUUUUAUCAGACGUUUAGCCAGAGUCGUUGUCAACUAAUGACCAAUCGAAAGCGAUUUUCUGAUUUAAACAUAAACCGAAACUAAACCGAAAGUUAAAAAUGACAUUCGUAUGAAGCCGAAGCUGAAACUAAAAGCUUAAAGAUAGUUUCGGCUGAAACCGAAGCCUAAACAAAAAAAGCUUGACGAGACUUUUGGCCGAAAACAAAGCCGAACGAAUUUUAAAUUUUGAAUUUCGUUCACACAUAAGUCCUUCGUGCAUUUGAAAAAUGAUGGCGAAGGUAUUUAAAUGUUUAAUAUUUUUAUUUUCAAAAUGAGGUCAUCGUGAGUUUGAAUAGAUAAGCAUCCAAUGAAUACGUAUGCCUGCACCAUUUGAAUUAAAAAGUAAUUAAAAUGUGUUAUAAUUUUAUUUCAAAGUAAUAUGUGAAGUACAAAAUUUGACGGGUGCGGGGGGAAGGGGGGUUGGGGUGGAAUUCAUGCAAUAUAAAUACAACGCUACCUAGACAUACUUUGUAUAGAGAGAAAGCUUAGCCUGUGCAUUUAUGCACGUUUUAUUGGUUUGGUUCCCUUAAAUGUCCAGAUAUAAGUCUUAAAGGAAAUUAAGUUCCGCCAAACCAUACUGUUCUUUUUAAAGCACGCUUUCUAAUUGGUCGACAUUUACAUUUUUCGUUUAUCCGGGAUGAUUAUUUAUCGUGUAGUUUUAAAUUUAAACCAGGUCAAACAAAAGUAGAAAGAACUUUGACUUAACCUUAGCAUGAUGGUGCAAGAGCAGACUUGGAGCUCCCAAUAUAGUACUAUGUAAUCUCAGAUUAGGACUUAACCAUCUCAAAAUUGUACAAUACUAAACUGUAAUAGUGAACAGUGUCAGGACUGCUAAGUUACCUGACCAUUUAGUUAAUUAUGGUAAAAUCAGGGGAUUUGCCAUGCGUGACACACUCCCGUCUGCUGAAGUCGAAUAUGGCAACUUUCAUGUUUCGUCUUGAAAAUGUUCUCAUGUAAUACACCAUACCAGGCUUACUCAGACUUAACUGUGUGCAACCAUGUUUCUUUUUACAAGUCGGGAACAUUUACAAGUCAGUUGUUUCAGCUUCUAUGCCUGUCACUUUCCGUCUACUUCCAGUACCUGUAACUCCCCGUCUACUUCCAGUACCUGUAACUUUCCUUCUACUUCCAGUACCUGUAACGUUGCUUCUACUUCGAGUACCUGUAACUUUCUGUCUACAUCCAGUACCUAUAACUUUCCGUCUACUUCCCGUAUCUGUAACUUUCCGUCUACUUCCAGUACUUCUAACUCUCCGUCUACUUCCAGUACUUCUAACUCUCCGUUUACUUCCAGUACCUGUAACUUUCCUUCUAUUUCUAGUACCUGUUACUUUCGGUCUACUUCCAGUACCUGUAACGUUCGGUCUACUUCCAGUACCUGUAACUUUCAGUCAACUUCCUGUACUUGUAACUCUCCGUUUACUUCCAGUACCUGCAACUUUCCGUCUACUUCUAGUAACUGUAACUUUCCGUCUACUUCCAGUACCACAAACCUUCUGCUAAAAUGUUCGAACACCUGCUGGAAGAGAAUGAAGACGUCAGAACAUGUUUGCAGGACUACGGCAUUUCUGAUGUGGACUUGCUGUUUGUCAAAGAGCAGAUCAGUGCCACUGCUCCUACAGGAUCGACGGUAGGACUCUCUAACGUCUCGGUGAUUAGACCACAUAUUAAGCUCGAGAAAUUCGAGGUUUCGGACGAGAGUACAAGAAUUUUUUAAGAUGGCGCGAGCAUGUGUUUUUUCGGAAAUCUAUAUAUAUAAAAAUGAAUGUUUGUAUGUAUGUCUGUCUGUAUGUCUCAUAUGCGCUCCUACACCAUUCUUUCGAUUGCAACAAAACUUUAAACAGUUGUUUUCCACAUAACCGGCAAUUUAACUGAGUUAUCAAAAACCUUAUCAAUUGUUUUGUUCCUAGCCGUUGGCCCUUAAUUCUUUUUUUUUUCUUAUAUGAGCUUUGUAAAAUUAUUUUCCACAUGCGCUCCUACACCAUUUAUCCAAUUCAUAUAAAACUUUGAUAAAAUGUUUUGAGCAUGUUCAUAAACAUUUUUAAAAUAUUACAAUUGUUUUAAAAUAUUCUGUUUUGAGCCAGAGGCUUCAUAUUUGUUUUUCCUAAUAUGAGCUAUAUAAAUAUUAUAUUUUCAAACCGUAUGCGCUCCUACACCAAUCAUGCGAUUGCUACAAAACUUAGUGAGUUGUUAUCCAUGCGCAAAUGCAUUUUACUGUAUUAUUUAAACACUUUUAAAAAUAUUCCGUUUUCGGCCGUUGGCCCUUAAUUCGUAUUUUCCUUAAAUGAGCUUUGUAAAAAAAAAAUUUUCAUAUGCGCUCCUACGCCAUUUUUCUGAUUCCGAUAAAACUUUGGUGAGAUGUUGCAAGUAUGUCCAUAAAGGUUUCUAAAUUAUUACAACCGUUUUAAAUUAUUCAUUUUUGAGCCAGGGGCCUCAUAUUCGUUUUUCCUAAUAUGAGCUAUAUAAAUAUAUUUUCAAACCGUAUGCGCUCCUACACCAAUCAUGCGAUUGCUACAAAACUUAGUAAGUUGUUGUCCAUGCGGCAGAUCAUUUUACUGUGUUUUUAAACACUUUUAAAAACAUUAUGUUUUCGGCCGUUGGCCCUUAAUUCGUAUUUUUUCUUAUAUGAGCUUUGUAAAAAAUAAUUUUCAUAUGCGCUCCUACGCCAUUUAUUCGAUUGCAAUAAAACUUAAAACUUUGGUGACAUGUUGGAAGCGCGGCCGCAAAGGUUUUUAAGUUAUAAUAAACUUUUCAAAAUAUUCCAAUUUUAGCCAUAGGUUUUUAAGUUAUUAUAAACAUUUCAAAAUAUUCCAAUUUUAGCCUGCGGCCUUAUUUACGUUUUUUUCUUAUACGAGCUAUUUAAAUAUAAUUUCAAACCGUAUGCGCUCCAUGACCAUUCACGCGAUUGCGACAAAACUUUGACGAGUUGUUAUCUAUAAACAUAACCGUUCAUUGACUCAAAUUCUUAUUUUUUCUUAUAUGCGCUUUGUAAAAAAUAAUUUUCUAUGCGCUCCUAUACCAUUUUUCAGAAUGCGAUAAAAAUUUAGUGAGAUGUUGUUCUAUCGCCCACAAAAAUUCUUAAAUUACUACAACCGUUUUAAAAUAUUCAGUUUUGAGCCAGGUGCCCUAUGUUUGUUUCUUACAAAAUGAGCUAUAUAAAUAUAAUUUCAAACCGCAUGCGCUCCUACAUCAUUCAAGCGCUUGCGAUAAAACUGAGGUGAGUUGUUGUCCAAGAGCCAGAGCAUUUUUCUAAGCCAUUAUAACUCUACUAAAAUAUUCCGUUUUUUUGGCAAUCGCCCAAAAUUCGUGUUUUUUUCCUUACAUUAGGUACAUUAUUACAAUGCGAUAAAAUUUUAGAGAGAUGUUGUGCGCGCGCCCGCCCGCAAAGGUUUCUUAAAUGAUUACAACCAUUUUAAAAUACUCCGUUUUUAGCCAGGGGUCCUAUGUUCGUUUUUUUCUAUAUAAGCUAUACAACUAUAAUUUUAAGCUAUACAACUAUAAUUUCAAACAGAGCUAAAGCAUGAAUGGAUAACUUUUUAAUCAAAUACAAAUAGUGAUAUUAAAUGUAGUGUGUUACAUAUUAAGUAGGUUUCUGAAGUAAUACAACAAUUCUACAAUAUUCUAUUUGUGGAGGGGGGUCCUAAAUUCGUUUACCGCAGUUCUAUUAUCUAUAUAAUUAUAGUAUGCAUUUCUAUACCAUUCAUUCGAUUGUGAUCAAACUGGGCCAAGUGAAAUGCGUACUACCGAAAAUGUUUCUAAAUUAGAAAAAAAAACAUUUUACAAUAUUCCGUUUGGGCCAGUGACCCUAAUUUUAUAUUUUCUUCUAAGAGCUUUGUAACUAUAAUUUCAAACAGAGCUAUUGCAUGUGUGGAAGUAGCUGAAUUCGCCGGCAAAUUUUUCAAAUUUAGUACAUCCAUUGUACAAUAUUCCAAUUAGGGCUGGGGACCCUAAAUUCAAUUUAUUUUCUUAAAUGAGCUUCAUCAAUUAAAUUUAUAACGGAGAUAUCAACACUACCACCCUUGAACAAAUGACACAUUUGUAGUAAAGCAGAGAAAACACGUUUUUACAUUUUUAGUGUAGAGAGUAUUUUUGUUAUGUGUAUAAAUAAGCUUGAAUUUUGUGACGCAUUUUAGAAUCGGAAAUGACAUCGAAAUCACGUGUUUUUUUUUCAACUAAGAGUAUUUCUUGAAUAGAGUCUUAUAAUUUCGGAGUUGUUUUGUGUUAUGUAAAUACAUUUUACACCAAUCGAUGGUUUCUCAAGUAAUUAAAUAACACAUUUGACAGCGUAGAUAUUGAACUAUGGUCAUUUUUUACCGCUGGAAUUUACGAUUUAUAAAUUAAUGAGAAACUAUACAACUGGAAAUCUCCUGCCAACAAUGAACGUGCAUAUUGUGUGAGGUUUUCAUGUAAAAAGAUGGGAGAUCCGAACGUGUAAGAAUUACAUUCACCAUCAAAACCAUUAUCAUUGUUGGUAUCAGGAGACAAUAGCCAAUCGAAACAUUUCUUGGAAAACAUACGCAAAUGCAAUUCAUGUUGCCAAAUGACAUCGUUCGGUGCAACAAAUAUCGUGCGCGAGAAUUACAUGCCAACAUUUAAAGUAAAGUGAAAGGCCAAAUUUACCAUCGUGUAGGAUCUCUGAUGCCCCUGCCAAACACAGAUCACAAAUGUCUUCAAAUGAUUUCAUGGGGAAUACUGAUGAGCAAAUCGAUCAACGUUGUCAUAUCAAUACGGGCACUAAACUAGAAAUCGUCACUGCAAUGCAAACGUUAUUUUGCAACACAACGAAUUAAUUCAAAUGUAUAGAGUUGCACUUGAAAAGAUGCCGACUGAUGAAUACAAAGUCAUAGUUAGAGCAGACUAAACACCUGUCGGCCAACAUGAAAGACAAUACAAUGCACCAACAAUUGAUGAAGUGGCGAUCAUUAUAGUUGGCAAAGAAUUAAACUCAAGUGAUAUAAUUCUUCAUCACAGAAGUGUUGAUGUUCAGCGAGUCUCAGAAACUCAUCGCUCAUACGUUUGAUUGCAAUAUCCUAUUUUAUUUUGGCAAGGAGAAGAUGGAUAUCAUUUUGACAUCAAAUUGAGAAAUUCGAAUAAGAAAGACAGUGCCAUGAAAUACUAUUCAUAUCGAUUGAUGAUUCAUGAGUUGGGAAUGACCUCUCGGAAUCGAUCUGCAAACAAACUUUUCGCUCUUGAUUUGCAACGAGAAACGCACUUUGAUAUCGAAGCAUUAGGUACGGUACAUUUUUUCAAAUGAAUCUUCCGAAAUUGGUUCCAUUGAAGUUACUAUUUUAAAUGGAAAAUUUAAACUAGGUGAUGUACUUUUGCCAUUCACCCCAAUGAUUCCAACAGAUAUGCCAUUUGAAUUCAAACGCCUACAGUUUCCGAUGCGACACGCGUCUACAAUGACUAUCUUCAAAGCACAGGGACAAUCGCUACAAGUUUGCGGACUUAAUUUGGAAAACCCGUGCUUCGGCCAUGGACAGAUGUAUGUGGCCUGCUGUCGCGUCGGAAAAUCUUCUGAUUUAUUCGUGUAUAUAUCAGAUGGAAAAACAAGAAAAACUUUGAGUAUUUAAAAGCUUUUGAAGAAACAUAACAUGCAAACACUUUCUUUCCUUGAGUGGCAUUGCAACGCAUGCCGGGUACUCGCUAGUAGAGAGAUAAAAAGAGAGAGAGAUCUAUAUCUGUAUGCAAUUUUAUGAAGGAGCUUCCAUUCGUCUAUUAUUCAAGGACACGUAAAUUACUUGAACUACCCAAUGAACUGUUAAGAUUAUUUUAUUGUACUGAAGGCGCUGCCAUUUUAGGCUCUAUUAUAUUCUGUGAGUACUUUAAUAAAAGCGAUUUGUGCAAAAAGAGUCAUUUGCAUACAAUUCUGGAGGGCGGUGAGAGUUGUAUGGCCUGGAGUGGCGAAAGAGGGGAGCAAUCCAUUCGGCUAUGAAGAAUGUGGCAUUGAUGUCACAGACGGUGCAAUGUAUGAGAAGAACGGUUGCAAUAUAGACUCGGUUACAAUGUAAACAUAGUUAAAGAUUGUAUUUAUUUCUUUGGCAUUUUUAUAUAGUGCUUACCUUAAAGCUCUAAGCGCUUUACAAUUAUUAAAAAAAUGUAAACUAUGUAAAGAUUAUGUCUUCGCAAUUACAAAAGUUUUAAUUCUAGACAACAGUGAUCCACUUGCAUAAUUUUUUACUUUUUUUUAAAGUACAGAAAAACAUAUCGAUUUUAUUUUAUUGUAACAAUCUCGUGUCUUUAAAGAGGAAUGGUGGGGGAGGGGGCAUUUAGUAAAAACAUUUCAGAUGGGUCUGUUAAUGUCAUCUCAAACUCUUCCAGGCUUGGCCCUAUCGAGGGAGACCGGCUCAUAAGUCUUAUCUGUAUGAGGUAUUUAUUUUAAAAUGAAGCUAUGGUGAAAACUCUUUCAAUCGUUAUACCUCGUUGCGUCCUUUAUCAAAGAGCAACAGUUUUCAUGUAACUUUUAAAACACAAAAUACCAGUGAUCUACUAUUUAAAAGACAAUAAUCGUCUUUAAAAUGUUAAAGGAGACUAUGCUUCACAGUAUCAUAUAAUGUUUUUGAAUAUUUUAUUUCAUAUAUUAAUUAUAAAUUUAACACAAUAUAUCUUUAUCAUGUGCAUAUUUCUUCAACUAACAUCAUUUUUCGAAAACAUUUUCCCACCUGGCAACUCAGAUUGUCAACAACAAACGUAAUGGGAUUGAUGUCUACAAAUGGGAUUAUAUGGCCAGGGACUGUCACCAUUUUGGAAUCAAAAACAAUUUUGACCACGAGCGUUACAUGAAGUUCGCCAGAGUUAUCGAGGUGGAUGGAGAGAUGCAGAUUUGUAUGAGAGAUAAGGUGCGUUUACAUUUGUCUUAAAGAGGUGGAUGGAGAGAGGCACAUUUUUAUAGGAGACAAGUUACAUUUCAAUUUGUCUUCCUUUAUGUUAAUACAAUUCUUGAUAGGAUGCGGCUAUUCGGACCCGGUAUGAGAAGUGAGAGGUUUGGUUUAUUAAAACACAAUCUUUAAAAUAUUAUUGUAGGGUUGUAGGGCGCCCACAUCAAGAACUAAAAUUGCGGCCCUUUCGAGCUUGAGAUGUCCUCUAAACAAUUGUUCAGCUCUUAAUUAUAUUUUUUUUAAAUAUAAUUAAGAGCUGAACAAUUGUUUAGAGGACAGAAAAGUAAGAAAGAUUAGUACUUGAAAUUUUAGCUUAAAUAUAAUGUAAAGUAUAUUAGUGAUUGUCCGGCUUUACGAUUAAAGUGGAACCUUUAGGGGGGGGGGGGGGGGGGGGGGGGGGGGGGGGUGGUAGAAAGGCCCAUAAAAAUUGUGGUAAAGACCUACACUAACACGACCUCCCCCUAUCCCCCAAACACCCCCCACCCCCCAAAUUGCUGCUGUCCGAUGUGCUGAACGCGUUCGUUUCGCCAUAGCGAUGUUUCAUUGUAUUUGCUGUCUUCACAGGAGAUAGGUAACAUGUAUAACAUGUUCUACACACAUUACACCCUGGACAAAAGGGCUUACAAGCACAAAGUAUCGUCUGGGAUGGAGAUUAUGUAAGUACGCAAUAAAAAAAAACAUUAACUGCUAACAAUACGUUUAGGCACGGAACCAGAAAAUAUAGCUUAAUCUUAUUUUAAAAUAUUUUCAUUUUCUUUUGGAACUAAACAUUCAGUUGGCGGGAGGUUACAAGAAAUUGUUUAACAUCAAAGUGAACACUUCUCUAAUCAUGUCACGUUUUACGCACUGGUAAUAACACCUCCAUUUAAAAGAGGGAAAGAAAGAAAGAAAGCGCUACUGUGAACGGUCUGCGUAUACUGUUUUAUACAAGUUGAAUCGAGCCACUAUGUGAGCAAUACUUUAAUUUAAAUUCUAAACACCAUAAUAUAAAGAGAAAGAUAGAAUAGACCAGCUGUAACCUGGUAAAGGUAAUGUUGGCCUCGUUAUUUUAUUACAAAUUUGGACACAUUUGAAGUUCACACAUUUAAAGUAAACUACACAAGUUAUUUGAGGCUCACCAGGGAAAAAAUAUGUUAGUGCUGUUGAAAGAGAUAAAAUGUGUGACAUGGCAAAACCUUUAUACCACAGUGGACAGCUUUUAAAUAGUCAUACAAACAAUAUAUAUAUGCUAAUGAUAAACAUAUAGCACAAAUAGUUUCUUAUCUGAUUAUAUUCUCAUUUAUGUCAUUAUAAUGGUAACGUUUAUUAGUUUGUGUGUUAGUCCCCCCCCCCCACGCACAUACACAUUUAAAUAUAAAUUUUACUUUUGGAACCGUUGCAAUAACUUUUAAAUUAUAAAUUCUCGGAAUAGCUAAAAGGACUGGGCCACCAACCUAUAGAGCUAAUGCGAACUUAACGAAACGGAAAUUUAAAAAAAAAUAUCCGAUUUCUGCACACUGGCUUAUUUGAUAAAUUCAAAUGUUUGCAUGAAUCACAUGAAAAUACUUCUGUAGGAUUCAAGUCAAAGAAAUUAAAGCCUGAAUUUGUUGAACAUUUCCUAGGGUCGUACAAGCCCUUGUCAAGGCCAAUGAGCACGUCAAGUAUCAAGGGAAAGACAAUAAGUAAGUGACUGUGUGAUAACAUUGCAACCUGUGCGCCCAACUUCAUGAAUGUUAUCAGUGAAUAUUUUCUUUCGUCAUUUUGACAUUCCUUUAAUUCAGUGUCUUAUGCCGCUUUCAAUUAUUAUUAUUACACCAGCUGGGGUAAAACAACCACGUGAUGUGUGUAAAAUACGGGAAGACGUGCGUCAUAUCUACUAAGACCAGUCAGAGGUCCGAGAAACCUAAAAAAACACAGGGUAGCAACUACAGGUCGCUUCUCCAUUUCUUUAGCCAUUGUGUAUAAAAUUAAUGUGGAUGCCGAAUAGCAAAGGGAUUUAAUAUUGUUCAACCGCUGUUACAAAUUUUUCACUCCUUAACUCCCUUGGGACGGAAGUCCGGUUCUGAAGACCUAUGCAUGUUUCCUUUUAUAAUAAACUUUAAAGUUUAAGGCAUUUAUGAUUAUUGACUUUUUUUUUUUAGUCUCCUUGAGUUUCCCCAUGACACUCUCCAACCAUAUUCUAUUGCAGCAAUGAAUUGUAUGAGAUCUAAGUAGUUUCAACUAGACAACUUAAGAUGAAUUAUCAUUGCCUUUUUUUUCGAACCUACUUCUAAGUAAAUAUGUUUGAUUACUUUUAAAAUUUAAAAUAUUUUUUUUUUCUUUUCGCCUUCCUCUGUUCGGUUAUUUUGCCUGGCUGUUUUACAACGCUACAAAACACCGGUAUGAAAUUAAAAUGCCAACUGAUUACAUCUCACCGAUAUGAAAAUUAAAAUCCAAAUGAUUACAUCUCACCGGUAUGAAAAUUAAAAUCCAAAUGAUUACAUCAUACCAGUAUGAAAAUUAAAAUCCAAUGAUUACAUCUCACCGGUAUGAAAAUUAAAAUCCAAAUGAGUACAUCUCACCAGUAUGAAAAUUAAAAUCCAAAUGAUUACAUCUCACCGGUAUGAAAAUUAAAAUCCAAAUAAUUACAUCUCACAGGUAUGAAAAUUAAAAUCCAAAUGAUUACAUCUCACCGGUAUGAAAAUUAAAAUCCAAAUCAUUUCAUCUCACCGGUGUGGAAAUUAAAAUCCAAAUGAUUAAAUCUCACCGGUAUGAAAAUUAAAAUCCAAAUGAUUACAUCUCACCAGUAUGAAAAUUAAAAACCAAAUGAUUACAUCUCACCGGUAUGAAAAUACAAAUCCAAAUGAUUACAUCUCACCGGUAUGAAAAUUAAAAUCCAAUGAUUACAUCUCACCGGUAUGAAAAUUAAAAUCCAAAUGAUUACAUCUCGACGGUAUGAAAAAUAAAAUCCAAAUGAUUACAUCUCACCGGUAUGAAAAUUAAAAUCCAAAUGAUUACAUCUCACCGGUAUGAAAAUUAAAAUCCAAUGAUUAUAUCUCACCGGUAUGGAAAUUAAAAUCCAAAUGAUUACAUCUCACCGGUAUGAAAAUUAAAAUCCAAAUGAUUACAUCUCACCGGUAUGAAAAUUAAAAUCCAAAUGAUUACAUCUCACCGGUAUGAAAAUUAAAAUCCAAAUGAUUACAUUUCAUGAAAUGUGUAAAAAUUACAGAAUGUGCAGCUUGGCCGAGUGCUACGAGGACAUGACUGCCUACACCCUGCUCACAGAUAACGUUUUGUUCAAAAUUCUGGACACACCCGUAGAUGCAAACAACCCAGCUAAGGACCUAGUGGAUGCCCAAGACAUUGUCAGGCGCAUCUUCAAACGGAAGCCAUACACCUGUGUGCACGAGAGCCUACCCAAGGACCCUAAACACGUGCGUUACCAACCCCCCCUCCCCACACACACACACGCACACAAAAAACAACUUUGUUUUAAAUGAUUUGUAUCUCAUAGCCUGAUAGUUAUAACUGUAGAGCAAGGGUUUCUUGUCAGUCACCUUAAUAUGACCAAUAGAAUCCAAUUGUGACAGGCACAUGAUUAAACUAUUUUGCUUUUCAUUGUAAAAUGACUUUUGCUUAAUUAAAUAUACGGCAACGUAUCUUAAUAUAAUUAAAAAUAACAUAAUUACGGUAAUUUAACCAUUAAUAAAAGAUUCAUAGUUUUUAUUUAUCAGACAAUCCCAUUAAAUUCAUUAUCGUACUCAUUUUUUUGGGCAGAGGAAAAAUCUCAAAGAAUCCGAUAUUCAAGAAGCAAUCCAGAAAAACCUCGAUCAGAGCAUUCACACUGACAAAUCGGAAAUAAUUGUUAAGGUCAGUGAACCAUUCAUUAAAGCUUUCGAACAUUUUUUUGUUUAAGGUCAGUGAAGCAUCCGCUAAAUCUUGUAAGAUAUGUUUGUAUGCUUUCUCCAAUAACUAUUUUGUUUUUGAAGAAUGUAUUUGUAGUAAUGGAAUUGAUGUGUCUACAUGUGGGGUUUUUUGGGGGGCUGCAUCUACCAGUUGCAAUGUCAACGAUGGGCUUCGUUGUUAUUUUUUUAAAACUAAAUUAUUAUUACUUAACUUGGCAUUUACUAUGUAAACAUUGCAAUGAUCUUUGCGUGACUCACUCACUCGAAUCUAACUGGCUCUUUGGCAAGAUUUGUAGUUUUAGCCCUUACGAUUUAUGUAUAUUUUAGUGUGGAAAAAAAAAACAUUUCCACAAGUGCCUGUUAAGUGCCUGUUAACCUCGUCCACUUUCAAAAAGUCCCUUAAAAUCCAUGCGUUUAGGUCCGUCUAUGACCUGUGAUGCACCCUACUUGCCCUGCCUCAUUUUCUGUCUCGGGUUGAUCCUGUAGUAUAGGCCAACAUGUGCCAAAGUGUACUCGUUUUAUAACCAUUUUAAUUGUUUCUAUAGUAUAGUAGUUACUAUCCUAGUGUCUCUGGUUUUUCUUUUUUCUUUUACUUAGUUUACAUGUUUUUAAUAAUUGUAAAGCGCUUAGAGCUUUAAGGUAAGCGCUAUAUAAAAAUGCCUAAAUAAAUAAAUAUUAAUUUGUAGUUAUUUUUUACAUAUUCAUUAUACAUACUUCAAAAUUGAUAGCUAGAAAAAGAUCAGAAUUAGAUAGAAAUAUGUAGGCAGUUUGAGCUCUGUAAAAUAAAAUAUAUCAUUUUUUUUUACUUUGGUCAGUUGGUCACAAUGGAUUUUGGAAUGAAAGAGGAGAACCCAGUCGAGCGACUCAAGGUGUACGCCAAGCACAAUCCUUACAAUGGGGGUCACCUGAAAAUGUCAGAUGUGAGUACACCAUUUGUACACACUGUGAAAGUAGUCACGGUACGUAAGAUGUAUGUGAGUAAUGAGUUCACACACAUGGCGUUUGCUCUAUCUACUGCUCUAUAGGCAAGGUGUGAAUGUGUAUCUACUGCUCUACAGGCAAGGUGUGUAUGUGUAUCUACUGCUCUACAGGCAACGUGUGUAAGUCUAUCUACUGCUCUACAGGCAAUGUGUGUAUGUGUAGGUGAUUUCGUCUAAAUCCUCUAAUCAAAUGUUUUGAGCGUGGAAACGAAACCGGCCAGGUCAUAUUAACACGUUGAAAGAAAAUGCCACAUAUCAAUCAAUUCUUAGAAGUUCAAAGAUUAUCCCAUCGGUAAAAAGCUGGAGACACUGCCACAGGAUGAACAAUCGCUAAAGAAAUGUUCCCUCACCAUUUAGCUUGUAUUAAUCAAGUAAAAUUAAACUAAGCUAUUACUAUAAAAAGAACUGACCACGGACCAAUUGCUUCGUGUGUAUUAAUUGUUUAGUGGUGCCCUGAGCUCAGUUAAUAAAGUAAUCGCGUCACGAUACCAUAUUCAAUGCGUUCAAAGCUGAUCCGUUUGUUUGGUGUCUUUAAGCUAUACAUUAUAUGUCGCCCGGGCAUGAUGUGUUGGACGAGCAUUCAACAGUUGAGCCACAGUUUCUGUUACCAGUGAGGUAUGCCUGCAGUUUGGGUCCUUUAUGUGGUCUGAAAUUUACAAUGUUAAUAACUGAUAAAAAAUCAUCAAUGCGUUAUGUCUGCAAUAUAAAAAUAAAAAAAAAUACAUUCAAAACUUUUAUUCAGCAUCGAGUUAUCGACACAUGUUUCCUAGAGAAAUUUCAAACAAAAAAGUUGCUUUACUUUAUGAUUUAAAUUAUUGUGACAGCUUCAAUCUUUAUUGUGACAGCUUCAAUCGUUGACAGCUUCAAUCGGUGACAGCGUCAAUCAGUGACAGCGUCAAUCAGUGACAGCUUCAAUCGGUGACAGCGUCAAUCGGUGACAGCUUCAAUCGGUGACGAUCGGUGACAGCUUCAAUCGGUGACAGCUUCAAUCGGUGAUAGCUUCAAUCGGUGACAACUUCAAUCGGUGAAAACUUCAAUCGGUGACAGGGUCAAUCGGUGACCGCAUAAUCAUGAUUAUGCCUGAAAAUGAGGUUUUGGGUAGAUUUUGUCAACAUUUGUUGAAUCAUCAUUUCAGGCCAGUGUGAUUGGUGUCCCUCAAAACUUCUCAGAGUUUGUUGUGCGCGUGUACAGCACGGACAGAGACGAAGUCAAGUGUGAGAAUAUUCGCAUUGCAGCUAAGAAAUAUUUUGAGGGUGAGUAAAGUUUAAUGUCAGUUGAUGUCUACUCUCCUGCAUACACCUAUUCAAUGUACUUAGUGGAUGUAUGCACGAGACAACAGCUGGUGUACAUGAAACUACAACUUGUGCGCAUGAUAUUACAACUUGUGUGCAUGAUACUACAGCUUGUAUGCAUGAGGUUACAGCUUGUGUGCAUGAUACUACAGCUUGUGUGCAUUAGGCUAAAGCUUGUGUGCAUUAUACUAAAACUUGUGCGCAUGACACUACAGCUUGUGCGCAUGAGGCUACAGCUUGUGUGCAUGACACUACAGCUUGUGUGCAUGAGAAUGAAGCCUGUGUACAGUUUGUGUUUAUAAGACAAAGCUUAUGUCAUGAGACAACAGUUUGUGAGUAUGAGACAGCAGUCUUUGAGUAUGAGACAGCAGUCUUUGAGUAUGAGACAGCAGUUUAUGUGUAUGAGACAACAGUUUGUGAGUAUGAGACAGCAGUUUUUUAGUAUGAGACAGCAGUUUUUGUGUAUGAGACAACAGUUUGUGAGUAUGAGACAACAGUUUGUGAGUAUGAGACAACAGUUUGUGUGUAUGAGACAACAGUUUGUGUGUAUGAGACAACAGUUUCUGAGUAUGAGACAGCAGUUUGUUCGUAUGAGACAACAGUUUGUGAGUAUGAGGCAGCAGUUUGUGAGUAUGAGACAACAGUUUGUGAGUAUGAGACAGCAGUUUGUGAGUAUGAGACAACAGUUUGUGUGUAUGAGACAACAGUUUGUGAGUAUGAUGCAACAGUUUUUGUGUAUGAGACAACAGUAUGUGAGUAUAUAUGAGACAACAGUUUUUUAGUAUCAGACAACAGUUUGUGUGUAUGCGACAACAGUUUGUGAGUAUGAGACAAUAGUUUGUGAGUAUGAGACAACAGUUUUUUAGUAUCAGACAACAGUUUGUGUGUAUGCGACAACAGUUUGUGAGUAUGAGACAAUAGUUUGUGAGUAUGAGACAGCAGUUUGCGAGUAUGAGACAACAGUUUGUGAGUAUGAGGCAACAGUUUUUGAGUAUGAGACAACAGUUUGUGAGUAUGAGACAGCAGUUUGUGAGUAUGAGACAGCAGUUUGUGAGUAUGAGACAACAGUUUGUGAGUAUGAGACAACAGUUUGUGAGUAUGAGACUACAGUUUUUGUGCAUGAGACUACAAAAAGUGCACGAAGUGCAAGUUGCUAAAAAGUCAAGAUUUUUACCAUAUCAUGUGACGACUUUCUGUGUUUGUUUAUACUUUUUGUAGUAUGUAAUUAAUUAAUUUUUUAAAAUAUUUUAUUUUAAACUUUUUGAUUUAUUAAUAUAAUAAUAUCUUUUUAAACAUUUAAUAUAGUUAUUUGUUGUUGGUGUGUGGGGGGAGGGGAGGUAAGGGGUUGUGUUCAUAGUGUGAUAGAAACAUUUCUGGUAGCUUCAACUUUUUUUUAUUGCCUAUGAUCCAUAGUACUUUUCAAAGAAAAAUCGACCUAGAGAAAAGACCAGGGUGCAGAAUGCAAGAGCAGAAAGGACUAGCGCGAUUAACUAGGUGUUAGUGAAACAUCACACAAGUUACUGUUGUUUAUUAUGUAAAGCCAUUUUUUCUUCCUCUGAUCCAGCAGUCCCUUAAGACCACCGGGAAAGAUAUAUACUCUACAGUUAUGAAGUAGCGACGAAUAUAAUUUUGUGGUUAGGGGUCACCACAACAAAAGACUCUGUAUUAAAGGGUCAUGGCAUUAGGAAGGUUGAGAACCACUGCUCAAACAAUAUAUUUCAUAUCGACUUUAAUGAUUUUUGCUAGCUGCAAAACAUACACUGUGUUGAUUAAAUAGUUUUACAAGGUGUGAUUGUAUAAACUUUGAAAUACAGUUUGUUUUGUUUAAAACAAUAUGUUAAUAUUGUAAACGCUAUUCAAAUGUGUAAACACGUUUCUCCGAGAGAUACGGAAAGUUUGUGACCUUUUGAGGACCUGAGAAUUUUUUAUUUUCGUUCAAAACUAAAGGGUUCAAAAACUAUUUUUUUUAAAAAUUGUUUUUUAAAGUUUCGAUUUACAUACGUUUGCAUAUAUCCUUCAUGCAAUACCCAUUGAGUUCAUUUGUUCAACGAGUAACAAAAAAACAAAACUCAUUGGAAGUAAAACGAUAGCCAAAAACGAUAUGCUGGUGAUAUUUUUAAAGCCUUUUGAAAUAGUCAGACAUUUUUACUAACAAAUUAUUCAUGUAGCAAACGUCUUUUUAUUAAUAAAAAGAAUUCCAUUACUAACACACUUUAAUAACUACACUUGCUAAUUACUGCUGUUCCUGCAUAAACUUAACACAAUUAAAAACGCCAUUUCCCAAAUGUACGUGGCAAAAUACAAAGCAUAUAGCAAAAAGCUACGAAAAUAAUCUCAGCACCAAAUACGCUGAGUAGGAAGCAGCCACGAUUUUUUGGGUGAAUCAUUUAGAAAUGGAAGCAGUUACACAUGAUGCGUAAUAGAUAUGAGAGAUAACAGACUUAACACUUUUUUUUUGGAUGACAAUUUGCUACUUAGAUAUAUGCGAUAUAACAUGGAGUCCUCCCCACACAUUGCACUCAGAUCUCUAGAUAAGGCUAUUCGUGAACUUUCAGAAUUCCAGGAUAGCUAUUGAAUAAUUAGGGCAUAAAUCUACGUUAACAUUCUACCAACAAAAAUCCCCCCCCCCCCACAUUACCCCAAAUUUCCUAAAUCAACAACUACUCCCAUCUACACCCCUCAGUUGUCAAGUAAAUGCAUUGAUGAGCCCGGUCAUGAACUAGCUAUUGAAUAAUUAGGGCAUAAAUCUACGUUAACAUUCUACCAACAAAAAUCCCCCCCCCCCACAUUACCCCAAAUUUCCUAAAUCAACAACUACUCCCAUCUACACCCCUCAGUUGUCAAGUAAAUGCAUUGAUGAGCCCGGUCAUGAACACUUUACAUGACUCCAUUUGAAAACUUCUGCUACUGUGCUGACACUUGAGACGAUUGUGUUGACAAAAUUGACAAAUAUUUUAUGGACCCCUUUUUUUAUAUAUACGAUUGUCAUAUUCACUGUAGAAUUGAAAUGUUUUUGUUUUUUUAUGAUUGGAUUCCCCCCCCCCCUAUUUUUUGUGUAAGCAAGCAAAUUUAUUAGGAUAUUUAUUGUUCUAUCAAAAUCGUCUAUAGACAAGAUAAUUGUGGUGAGUUAAAAAAAGAAAAUCUCAUACACAUCAGAGAGAAAAAAGGGCGCCAAAAAUCGUCUUUUUUUACCGGUCUUUUUAUGAACUUGCACCAUUUUGCCAGCUUCACCCCGGUUGCCGCACUAUCACCUCGGCGUGGCGUUUUCCUGGGUUGCUUCCAUUUAAAAAUCGCCGAGAAUUUUUACAGUUAUCUUUAUUUUAUUUUGACUUUUAAUCCAAAUGUGACAUCUGGCGGUCGUGGUGCUUGCACUUGAGUGAGUGACUACUGUUUUGGGUUACUAGAUUUUCACUCAACCUUUUAAUUUAUUUUGUUUGUGUAUUACAUAUUUAGAAUUGCAGUGACUUGUUAAAAUUUAACAAAGAGUGUCUGGUGAAAACACUAAUUUGACAUGGGCGCGGGAAUGAAACAAUUUGCCAAAUGAGUGGGGGUAGGUCAAACUCACGUUUAACAUACGGUGGAGGAUAUACCCCUGCAAUACUGCUACCUCUGAGUACUAUUUGAUCGAAAUGUCUUAGAGAGUUCAUUUGUGAGAACGCGAGGAGACAUUAUGAAAAUAAUUCUUACAAAAAAUUGUAAGAUAUUUUUACGGCUUUCGAGAUAUAAGUAUGCUAUUUUUGGACUGUCAAAAUUUCAGAAUGAUUAUUGUAGAAUUUUUAAUACAUGUACUUACUUUCUGCCAGCCUCACCCUUCCCACAAUGAGUGCGAGUACGCAAAAAAUUUCAAAAAUCGACACUCACUCCGUCAGUGUGUUCGUACUCAAUUGGUGGGCCCUGAAAUACUCACUGCUGUCAAAAAAUUAAUGACUAAGAACUUUUUGCGCCAUUAGCCGGAAAACGAAAUAUUAAAUUAAAACAUCGUUAGCUAAUUCAAUCCGAUUUUAAAGAGAUCAAUGUGAACCAUUCACUUGAAUAUUUCUCCGAUUGAUUUCUAUAAGAGCCCAUAUCUUAAGAAUAUCUAAAGUGACUUUUUCUGAAAUGAGCUGCUGCCCGGUAUCCUAUUAUAAUUUAAACGAUGAAUCACCAUAGCUUUGGCAUUGUUGAAUACAUUUUUCUUGUAAAUAAGAUUCAUUUUUAAAAGUUAGAUACAUCUUUAGAUUGUUGUUUUUAAAGUUAAGUGGGCUUUGUCUGAGCGUCAAUGUUUACAUGAGUUAUUCAAUCUUGUUUGAGACUAAAGUGAUUUUUUUCUCGACAGGCCCUAAAUCAACAUCUACACUAUUAACCUUAAGAUGGGUUUUUUAGAACGAAAACUAACACUAUAAUAAACAAUUUGAUUAACAACAUUAUACAAUUUAUCAUGAAUACUUCUAUGAACAGUUUUAUGAAGAGAUUGAUGAACGAUUUCAUGAAUAAUUUGAUGGACAAUUUGAAAAACAAAUUGAUGAAUAAUUCGAUGAACAAAAUAAAUUAUUUAAAUUCUGCC
Messenger RNA from Lymnaea stagnalis (great pond snail), 30209 nucleotides. NCBI's taxonomy places the organism in Eukaryota, Metazoa, Mollusca, Gastropoda, Lymnaeidae. The record is from the annotation of a GenBank genome assembly.